UACUUUAGCAUGUAGCACUCCAUCGAAGAAUGAAAUUACUAAAACACCCCCAGAAAUCUCAAUACCCGAACGUUAAAACCGCGAUUGGCAUCAGUAUUUAGCAAAGAAGGAAUUCUCAACGGGAAAUCAAAAUAUAUCACAACUCUCGAAGUGUUCUCCGUCGGUUCUUCAACGAUUGAAUUGGCACUGUGAUUUUUGAUGCGAUCAAUGGUGUUUUCUGAUGAGAGGGAGAUGGCGAUGGGAUCCCAGAGAUUGAAUCCUCUUCACAAUUUCACGAUGCCAUGUUUGAAGUGGGGGAAUCAGAGGUAUCUGAGGUGCAUGAAACUCGGCGAUGCUUCCAACGCCGCCGUUGAUGAUCGUCAUCUACGCAGUCGCUUCCAUGUGGCUCAGCAACGCCGAUCUCUCCCGUCGUCGAAAUUCGAGGGCUUGAUGGUUGGUGGGAAGAAGCGGCAAGAACCGGAGUCGUAUCCGAGCAACGAUUAUGGGAGGGAGCGGCGGUUGAGGGUGUCGAAGGGAGAGGCGGCGGAGGGGAUCGAGGCAGUCAGGGAGAAGAUUAUGAAGGAUCUUAAAACGGCGGCGGAUAAGAUCAAAGAUGAGAUUUUUAGAGACAAAGCUUCCGGCGGUGAUGAGGUGAAGGCCGAUGAGAAUGAAUUCGAAGACCCUAAACUCAAACGGAAAGAGAAAGAAAAAGAGAGGGAAGAAUUACCAGCGGUGGAGGUGGAGGCGAGGCCGUGGAAUCUAAGGAAGAGGCGCGCGGCGUGCAAGGCUCCGAUUGACGGAGGAACGAACAACAACUACAAUUCCCCGACGAGGAAUGAGGUGAUCAACUCACUCAGAGUAAGAAACAGAGGACAGCCGGUGGUGUCGGUGGCGAAUGAAGAGAUGAAAAGGGCACGGCCAGAAUUCUCGGUGUCGCUGUCGAAGCAAGAGAUCGAGGAGGAUUUCAUGGUUAUGGUUGGGCGUCGCCCUCGGAAGAGGCCAAAGAAACGCGCACGUUAUGCUCAAAAGGAAUUGGAUUCAUUGUUUCCCGGCUUACAGCUGACGGAGGCGACGGCGGAUUCGUACAAGAUUCCGGGGCUCAUUGAAAACGGCAAUAGAUGAAAAUCCAUGGAUUGUUUGCGUUAGCUGAUUUAUGGUAAUUUCCUGACGAUAAGUAGUGUUAAAGAGUAUCUUGUGCAAAUCGGGAAUAUUUCCUAUAAACGUUGAAAUUCCCUGCAACUUUCUGGUGUAGUUUCAGUUUUUGGCGAUGCUCUUCAUUAAUUUCUUCCUUUGUUUAAAGCUA
Messenger RNA from Hibiscus syriacus, 1282 nucleotides. RefSeq lists its product as uncharacterized. Bases 199 to 1101 code for a protein of 300 amino acids. The record is from RefSeq and is a predicted model, not a curated record. The transcript has 3 exons. Lineage: Eukaryota; Viridiplantae; Streptophyta; Magnoliopsida; Malvales; Malvaceae.